This is a messenger RNA of Exophiala viscosa, 1305 nucleotides long. Its product is annotated as eukaryotic peptide chain release factor subunit 1. Gene Ontology annotation, molecular function: translation release factor activity, codon specific; sequence-specific mRNA binding. Bases 1 to 1305 code for a protein of 434 amino acids. The record is from RefSeq and is a predicted model, not a curated record. The transcript is spliced from 2 exons. Gene Ontology annotation, biological process: cytoplasmic translational termination. Gene Ontology annotation, cellular component: translation release factor complex; cytosol. Lineage: Eukaryota; Fungi; Ascomycota; Eurotiomycetes; Chaetothyriales; Herpotrichiellaceae.
AUGAGCGCUCCUCAACCCAACGAAGCAGAAAAAAAUAUUGAAAUAUGGAAAGUGAAGAAGCUCAUCAAACGUCUCGAGGCUGCUCGAGGCAACGGCACAUCCAUGAUUUCCCUCAUCAUCCCGCCCAAAGACCAGGUCUCUCGUGCGGCCAAAAUGUUGGCUGAAGAAUUCGGUACCGCCUCCAACAUCAAGUCCCGAGUCAAUAGGUUGUCCGUCUUGUCAGCCAUCACCUCCACACAGCAGCGUCUCAAGCUGUACAACAAAGUGCCGCCCAAUGGUCUGGUCGUCUACUGCGGUGAAAUCAUAACCUCAGAAGGAAAAGAGAGAAGAAUCAACAUAGAUUUCGAGCCUUUCAAGCCCAUCAACACUUCUCUCUACCUCUGUGACAACAAAUUUCAUACCGAAGCCCUUAGCGAACUCCUCGAGUCCGACCAGAAAUUCGGUUUCAUCAUCAUGGACGGUAACGGUGCGCUAUUCGGAACACUCAGCGGUAAUACAAGAGAAAUUGUCCAUAAGUUCUCGGUCGAUUUGCCCAAGAAGCACGGUCGUGGUGGUCAGUCCGCUCUGCGUUUUGCCCGUCUAAGAGAAGAGAAGCGUCACAACUAUGUUCGAAAGGUCGCAGAAUUGGCAGUCCAAAACUUCAUCACCAAUGACAAAGUCAACGUCGCUGGUAUCAUCCUGGCCGGCUCUGCGGAUUUCAAGAACGAUUUGAACCAGUCGGACAUGUUCGACAACCGUCUGCAGUCCAAGGUCAUCAAGGUCGUCGAUGUGUCUUACGGUGGUGAGAACGGGUUCAAUCAGGCUAUCGAUCUUUCCGCUGAGACCUUGAGCAACGUCAAAUUCAUCCAAGAAAAGAAGCUCAUUGGUAAGUACUUUGAGGAAAUCAGUCAAGACAGCGGUCGGGUCUGCUAUGGUGUUGAAGACACCCUGAAAGCGCUUGAACUCGGUGCCGCCGAGACUUUGAUUGUCUACGAAAACUUGGAUGUUACCCGCUGGGUCCUGAAGGCUUCUGAUGGUACCGAGAGGAUCCUGCACACGACCAAAGCUCAGGAAUCCAACCGGGAGCAAUUUAUGGACAAGGAGACCGGUCAAGAGAUGGAAGUCAUUGACUCGAGCUCGUUCCUCGAGUGGCUCGCGGAGAAAUACAAGGAUUUCGGUGCCACCUUGGAGUUCGUCUCCGACCGAUCCAGCGAAGGCAAUCAAUUCGUGAAAGGAUUUGGUGGUAUUGGCGCUAUUUUGCGAUACAAGGUCAAUUUUGAGCAAUUGGCCGACGCUGACGACGAGGACGAAUUCUACGAUGAUUGA